AUGCAUUCUCUGCUUCCUUUCCUCUACCUGUUCUCGGCUUGGACAAAAGGAGCAUGGGCUGCGGACCCCACCAUGCCCUUCAUGGAGUACCUGGAUGAAAAACAUAUGGUCUGCCUAAUGUGGGGCUUUGAUAACCUGAAAGGAAACAUCACAUUCAAGCUGGAGGUCAACACAACAGGUUGGGUGGGCUUUGGAUUUAGUCCGAAUGGAGGCAUGAAGGGGGCAGACAUGGUCAUAGGGGGAGUUGGGCCCGAUGGAAGUUACUUCACAGAUCGACAUGCAUUGGGAAAUGUUGAGCCCUUGGUGGACGAGCAGCAAAGCUACACUCUCCUCUCUAUGAAUGAAAAAGAUGGCCAAACCAUCAUGUCCUUUCGGAGGUCCAUUCAGUCGUGUGAUAAGGAGGACUUCCUUAUUACUGCUCAACCUAUUAAACUGAUUUACGCCUACGGAUUAACAGACGAAAUAAAAUACCACAGGGACAAUAGAGGCACAAAGGAGGUCAACCUGCUGGAAUAUAUGCCCAGGACGACCUCAACCAACCUCAACUUCCUCAGCGCCACAAUGGACAAUAUCACUGUCCCGGCUUACCGUACCUACUACUACUGCAAGUACAUGAAGUUGAACUUAACUACAAAACAUCAUAUAUAUAUGAUUGAACCUGUGAUCGAGCAGAUUGACAUCGUGCAUCACAUGCUGCUGCACCGCUGCCCCUCCUUUGUGAUGGAGGAGGACGACAGGCCGUGCUACAUGGGCGACAUGGGAGAUACCUGCUUUGGGGUGGUGGCUGCAUGGGCCGUGGGAGGAGGGGUAUUUGAGCUUCCAGAAAAUGUUGGUAUUCCGAUUGGAGGUGCGGACAGUGGUACCAUUUAUAGACUGGAAAUCCACUACAAUAACCCAAGAAAAGAAGCGGGUAGGACAGACAGUUCAGGACUGAGACUGCACUAUACCGCCCAGCUCCGGCAGCACGAUGCGGGCAUCAUGACCACAGGUGUUUCCCCAUGGACAUCUUUGGCCUACAAUAUCCCUCCAAAAAACCCUGAAUUUCACACCUACGGCGUGUGUAAUACCACGCUCUUUUCAGAGCUUCUCAAUCCUGUGCCUGAACUGCAAUUCUUUGCCGUGAUGCUGCACACUCACUUAGCUGGGAGGAAAAUCAGAGUUGUCCACUACAGGAAUGGAACACAGACAGGCUUCUUGGCCUUGGAUGAAGACUAUGACUUUGGGUUGCAGCAGACAGUCAAUUUGGGGCACAUCACAACCGUGAAGCAGGGUGAUGAGAUUGCAGUGGAGUGCACCUACGAUACUUCCGAUCGCACCAAUGUCUCUAUUAUGGGGUUAGGAUCUACUGAUGAGAUGUGCCUGGCCUUCCUAUACUACUACCCUGCAAUCAACAUCACCGCAUGUGUUAGCCACCCAAACACAGGCAUGUCUGAGAACAGCACAACUUCAGACCAGAAUACGAUUGCUGAGCAGGAAAGUUUAAUGAAGAACCUCCCACAAAUUCAGUAUGCCUUCGAUGACAAACACAACUACUCAGUGAACGCACAUGGCACAGUCAGGGAUAUGAUGGAGACACCUGUCACCUGUGAGACUAGCAACGCGGCCAGUGGACUCAGCACUUCCUGUAAAAUGAAGCCGGCAGGAAUCAUACUUGUGUUACUCUACAUUGCAAUAAUGUAACAUGGUUGUAGGAGCAACAGUAACCAUUGACAUAUUGAUAAAGGAAGGCACAGUUGAUCAAAUCUAUAUUGUUUCAAACUUUAAAGAAGAGUGUGCAUUCAGAUGUCCUCCUUUUAUUUUUGUAUUGCAUAGUCUUUACAUAUUGAUUAUUAGUCAAUGAUGAACUGUCAAAUUGUUUAGCAACUGACAUAUUGAUUUUCAUAUUGCGAUUUACUGUCUCACUGUUUCUUUAAACCCUGUUUCAUAAAAUACAGAAAUACCUGCCUGGGACCAAUUAACUAGACACUCAAUUUGUAAAGUAAAAUGUUCCACUACCUACUUAAAUGCAUACUAUACCAAGAAGUAACUGGAAGGAAUUCAGCAAUCAGUCAUUGUUGAAUAUAUAUUUUCCAUUUAGUAUAUGCAUAUGCCAUGAUUGUGCAUGUAAUAUAUCAUGUCGGUUUUCAUGUAUUGUGUUAUUUUUAAUGCACUGUAAGCCUGAAUGCUGAUUUGUAUAGUUUACAGUUAUA
This is a messenger RNA of Notothenia coriiceps (black rockcod), 2189 nucleotides long. It is a transcript of the gene moxd1l, whose product is annotated as monooxygenase, DBH-like 1, like. The transcript is spliced from 13 exons. The record is from RefSeq and is a predicted model, not a curated record. Gene Ontology annotation, molecular function: dopamine beta-monooxygenase activity; copper ion binding. Gene Ontology annotation, cellular component: secretory granule membrane. Gene Ontology annotation, biological process: dopamine catabolic process; norepinephrine biosynthetic process; octopamine biosynthetic process. Lineage: Eukaryota; Metazoa; Chordata; Actinopteri; Perciformes; Nototheniidae. Bases 1 to 1680 code for a protein of 559 amino acids.